UUCCUUCUGAUUCUUUGCGCCUGUUUGAGCGGACUGCGCCCACUGGAAGCCCUUUUCUGCGCAUUUUUACCAUCAACUUUAAGCUUUAAGGCACUUUUUUAGUGUGGACAAGUUUGGAUGGGGAGGACUGAGUUUCUAAAAUCCAAUGCAUGGGAAGUUUAAAUGGACUUUAAAUGGUCUGAUGUCAGAUUUAUUGAAGUGAUCCAGGCUUACUGGUUUUACUGAAGACGCGACAGAUACAAAAUAUAUUGUUGGACACCUGUUUCCAUGAUGGAGAUCCAGGAUUAAUUUGAUUUUCUUUUGGUUAUCGCACUAAAAAAAAGCGACUCUCUUCGCCCUGAUCCUCUACUUAUUAAUCUGAUUAGAAAACUGCUUUAAAACCAUACUCUGGGACGAGAGGGGAAUGGGAGUUUAAAUGUAAUCACGAGGAAGAGCCUAAAAUAAAAAAAAGAAGCAUCAAUGGAUUGAUAGAUUGGACUUACAGCUCGAGUGUAAAGUGCCUCAAGAAAGACUGGGAGAUGUGUGAAGGAGCCUGACGGACGGCCAUGGGACUGGAGAGACGGUGGCUUCAGGCUGUCACUGCUGUAGCUAUCUGUCUGAUAAGUGUGUCUCAGGGUUUGGCGUCACUGGUUCGGGCCAGAGUGGGGGGCUCUGCAGAGCUGAGCUGCAGUCUCACACCUACUUCCAAAGAAGCCACCACCCCAAACCUGUUUCCACUUCAUGUUGUGGAAUGGGUGCGUCUUGGUUACAACGUUCCCAUCCUCAUCAAGUUUGGCGUUUACACUCCUCGUGUUCAUCCUAACUAUAAGGGGCGUGUGUCUCUGACUCGGGGCGCCUCUCUGCUGGUGGAACGGCUCACCCUGGAGGACGAGGGCUGGUUCGAAUGUCGCAUCCUUCUCCUGGACAGCAAAACCGAUGACUUUCAGAACGGCACGUGGACCUUCCUCUCAAUCACAGCUCCACCUGUGUUUGUAAAGACACCACCAACGUUUGUGGAGGUUCUGCUCGGGGACUCGCUGACUCUCAGCUGUGGAGCCCAUGGCAACCCGCGACCGACAGUCGUCUGGCACAAAGACGAGAGCCCAAUUGAGAAACAUGAAAAAAUACAAGUGCACAACGGUACCUUGUCUCUGGGCUCGGUUACACAAAACUUUUCAGGGGUGUAUAAAUGUCAUGUGUCGAACUCAGAGGGGAACCUGACCCACUCCACGCAGAUCCAGGUCCAAGGUCCACCAAUCAUCAUCAUUUCCCCCGAGGACACCACCCUCAACAUGUCCCAGGAUGCAGUGCUGCAGUGUCAGGCCGAUGCCUACCCUUCAAACCUUACCUAUGAAUGGUUGAAGCAAGGACAGAAUGUUUACCAUAUUGAGUCCCUAAAGUCCAGAGUGAAGAUUCUGGUGGAUGGAACUCUUCUGAUUCCUAAUCUAAUCCCAGAAGAUGCUGGGAACUACACAUGUAUUCCAACCAACGGAAUACUGACCCCGCCCUCAGCUUCUGCUCAUUUAAAAGUGAAACAUCCAGCUCGUGUUGGACGAAUGUCUCGGGAAACUUACCUGCCUGCAGGAAUGGAGGGGGUCAUUUUCUGCCCUGUUCAGGCCGAUCCUCCGGUUCUGUACGUCAACUGGACCAAAGAUGGGAAUAAUUUGAAUCUUGACAAUUUUCCAGGUUGGAUGGUGAACUCAGAGGGUUCCGUUUUUAUAGCAACAGCCAAUGACAAUGCUGUUGGCAUGUACACCUGUACUCCCUAUAACAGCUAUGGCACUAUGGGCCAAUCAGAGCCCACCAAAGUCAUUUUGCAGGACCCGCCAUCGUUUCGAGUUCUUCCUCUGCCGGAGUAUCUCCAGGAGGUCGGCCGAGAGUUGAUCAUCCCCUGUGAAGCCAGUGGAGACCCUGCUCCAAAUGUCACCUGGAGCAAGAUCGGUCCUACUCCUCGCUCUCCGUACACUGUGUUGUCCAACGGCUCCCUCUUGCUGCAGCCGCUGAGCAAAGAUCAUCAUGGGGGCUGGGAGUGCUUGGCUACUAACCGUGUGGCCACUGUCAGUGCAGGCACUGUGGUCAUUGUGCUGGGCACCAGUCCUCAUGUCGUGACCUCUGUGAAUGUCACCACUGAAAUGCACCAGGCAAACGUGUCCUGGGUCUCAGGCUUUGAUGGUGGAUUUACUCAGAAGUUCACUGUUUGGGUCAAACAGGCAUCCAGGGGGAAACACGAAUGGGCGUCUCUGCCUGUGCCAACAUCCAAACACUACCUGCUUGUCACCGGCCUGCUUGCUGGCACCGGCUACCAGUUUAGUGUCCUACCUCAGAAUAAGCUUGGCUCAGGACCGUUUAGUGAGAUUGUAUCAGUGCGAACUAAAGCGGUGCUGACAGAUCUCCCUAAAGCCGUCACACCACUCCUGGCCCUGGAUCCUCCCACACUCCUGUCAGCUAAUCUGACCGAACAAGGGGUUCUCCUCCAGUGGCUGCCUCCGGAGGCUCCAGUUUCUCCACUGACGGGUUUUGUGCUGCAGACCCGGCUGGAUCAGGGUCAGUGGGUCAUCCAUAGCAGCAACAUCAGUGCCAAUCAAAGUGAACUGCUUGUGCAAGGACUGCUCAGGGACGGCAUGUAUGAUUUGAGGCUGAUGUCUCGCAGCUACAACGUUCUAAGUGAACCGAGCAGGUCUGUGACUGUAUCCACAACAGGAAUGGAGAUUUACCCCCUGGCCCCAAGUUUCUUAGAGGUCAUCCCUGAGCCGCUGUUGGCUGGUGUGAUCGGAGGAGUGUGCUUCCUGUUUCUUGCCAUCGUCCUUUCUUUAGUGACAGCGUGCUACAUGAGUAACAGAAGACAGCUGAGACGCAGGAAGAAAAAACAAGACCUGCCAACUGCUUUUCAGAAGAGUCCAUCUCAGGAAGUUCGCUCACCUCCAUGCAGCCCAGACAGCGUCCUCAAGUUGAAGCUUUGUCCAUCUCUUCCCUUCUUUCCCAACUCCACCUGCUCACAGUUUCAUCGGUCCUCCUUUAAUAAAGGCAGCCGUGGAGAAUACCUUGAUCAGAAGAAGCAACUUUUGUCCAACUCAUCUCCUCCACCUCAUUACACACUAUUUGAAAGCCACCUGGGUUCUCAGGCACCCUCACCAACUGCCCUAGAGUCCAUUUCCAGAGGCCCAGAUGGCCGCUUCAUUGUUCAGCCGCUGCCGCAGAGUUCCAGCCCCUCUACUAAAAUACAUCUGAAGACGGAUAUCCUGCAAAGUAAUGGUAGCGUGAAUGGGUCGGGGAGCAACAGGACAUCAUUCAGAGAUUCUCCAAAGUCGAGCAUCAAAAGCUCAGAAAAAGACGAGAGGAAGGACUCUCCUCUUACUGUGGACCUGCCCGAGCUGACCAGGCCCCCCGCAUCUCCGGGAAGGGUUCGAGCCAUGGCCAGGAACUUCUCCCGCCACGGCUGCUUUUACUCUGAUGAAGAACAAGGGUCCGAGACCCUUCUGGAGAGGGCCAGCUUUUAUUCGGAUAACAGCGAGAAAAAACCCAGCGAUUCCCUGAGAAUGUACUGCAUGUCAGGCCACGCCGAGGACCUGUUCUCCAGUUUAGGAAGGAGAACGAGGCUCCUUGACAGAGACCGGUCGUAUCAUCCAGGUUACCAUCCUGUGCAGAGCCACGUGACCGAUGACAGCACCCUCGUCUCCCAGCUCGACAGUGAGCUGGAGAGGGAUAGUGUUAACAAGUGUGCCCAACUGGCAAAAGAACGGGAGGAAAUCGAGCGGGAGUUAAAGAAUUACGCUGCCGACCAACGACAUCACAGUCGAGCGAGAAAAGAAAACCAUUCCGGUAAAACAAAAAGCCCUCGAACCGAUGCGAAUAAGACGGAGGAAGAACCUGUUUGGAAGCCUCAAGAUGUGACGAUCAGGCAGAAAAGCAGGGCUACAGGUGUGACAAAUAGAGUGUCUGACUACAGGAGAGCAUGCUACUUUGGCAACACCAGCAGCCCCUUGGAUAGACUUCCUACGUCUCGCGUUCACUGGGACAUUAGCCCCGUCACGUCUGUCACCAGCCUCAUUCCUGUUAAGAGCCCUCAUAAGAGCACUUCCCCUGGGCCAUCUAGAGACACUACCCAGGACUCUCUGGCUAUGGAUUCAUCACAAUCCCCUGUCACCCAGAACACCUCCCUCCGUACACUCUCCCCUGAUGUCACCUCUGAAAGCCCUGUCUGUCUAGAAACAUCUGACAGAGCCAAGUCACCAUCUGCUCAGAAAAAGUCUGAUAUAUGUGUGAAGUCCAACUCUGAGCGGAGCUUAAAGGAAAAGCCACAAGGUGCAGGUGUUGUUUCAAAGUCCACACCUGGAUUCCUGGAUUCACCAGGUAGAAGUUUCUCAGCUACCAAUGAGAGGCCUGAAUGUUCAGCUUCUGCACCAUCUAACCAGACUGGAAGAACUUCAGAAGUAGACUCAACCAAAAGGGAUACCAGUCCUUCCAGUUCUUCUAACCUAAACUAUGGACAUCAUGAAGUAGCAGCAAAGGACAAAGAGAGAGGAGCUCCAGACAGGGAGGAUCGUUCCAGUUUAGGCUUUUACUCUGAUUUAGAGAGAGAAGGCGUCCGAACACAAUCCAGACGGAGUGACAAAUGUCUUUUCUCUGAUAGUCCUAGCCCUAUCACAACGUUAACUCUUGUAGAAGAGAUGGAGAGUGACCACUCUCAGUUUUCUGUACCCAGAAUGUCAGACUCUUUCAAGGCCAAGCCUGCUGCCCCAUCCCCCAAAAUUUCCCCAAACCAGACAAGUGCAAUUCUUGAAUACCUGAGCCUUCCAGGUUUUAUUGAAAUGAGUGUGGAUGAGCCUGAGGAGGAGGUUCAAGAGACAGACACGACUGGACAGAGUUCAGAGCUGAAGCCAGACGAAUCGAAAGUGGCUAAACCUGACGUGGUCCCUAAAAACUGGGAGGUUCAUGUUCAGGGACACCCAGAUACCGUCUCGAGCCAAAAACAAACUGAAUCUGGUGCAGAGGGCAGCUUCGAGGCUGGUAAAAAACAAGGGCGUAGACGAUCCUCCCACGGGGAAACCAGAGUGAGAUUCCCCGAUGACGUCAGACCGGCCUCACCGUGUUCGGAAAAAACAAGCAAGCAGCUCUACGACGAGAAGAUGAAGGUUCGAGUUGGGAAUAACAGCACGGGCAGGCCCGAACCCAGACCAGGAUCCAGACCAGCUCACACUUUGUUCAGUGCAGCCAAAGGCAUGGCGGACAUCGUGUCGAAACACACUCAGAGUUUUGUGGACAGGAGUGAGUUUUCAUCGGAGCAGCCCCAAAGACAGGUUUCUCAGGGAAGCAGGACUAAUAACAUUGUGUCUCGAAUAAAUCAAGCCCCUGUGCCAUUUCUAAAGAAAUCCAUAAGCCUGGGUCCCUGUAGGACUCUCUCAGGAGUGGGCCCGCCUCGUCCUUUCCUCAAGAAAUCCAUCAGUUUAGGCUCACAGAGGUGGGAGCACUUUGAGAACCCUCGGGCGUACAUUUCAGAGAAAUGCUACUGGGACGAGUUCCCACACCUGGACGUUAGAGUGAAGUCCUACAGUUUGGGCCGCACACCGUCUUCCCUCCCCAGGCCAGCCCCCUGCUGGAGAGAGUACGUCCCGUUUAGGCGUCCCAGCAUGGGGAGCAUGGAGAGGCCUCAUCACGCACAAAGAUCUUCCUACCUCGCUCCAUCUGUGUACCCGCCAAGGCCAACCUCGACGUCCCCAAUCAUGGAGCCUCAAGAUCCUCGAAUGCAGGCCACUGUUUUCCCAGAGUCUUCCAGGUGGUCUCCCUCUUAUCAAGACCCUCUGAGGUCCACCCAGCAUCAAUAUUUACCCAUGUCCUCCUCCAUCCCUCCCCAUCACUUCCAGCACUGGUCAGAACCCAGAGGGGACAGCCUGAGGUUUGUGGACUGCAGGAGAGGCCCUCCGAGGUCCUACCUGCCCCGAGGCAUCAGCUGGCCCUCUCCCUAUUACCCCCACUUCCCACCCAGAGAGGAAGGAAGCUAUCGACAUCCCGACAGGAUGACGGGGCGGAGCGGCGACUACGAGAUCCGGGACGGGGGCAGGGCCAGCUACGCCAGUCAGAGCAGCGGGAGAGGGAGCGCCGGUCUCUUCCGGCAGUCCCUGUCCGUCACGCCCACACUGCUCAGCUCCCCGGAGACCACCGAGGAACACGAGCGGCACCGAGCCGAGCUGGAGCUGCCCGAGAGCAGGAGAGUGAAAAGAAGAAACACAUCAGUAGAUGAGAGUUAUGAGUGGGACUCUGCUGAUGCCUGUGUGGACUCGGAGGUCCUGGAGGCCACCAGGUUUGAUCCGUCACAAAAAGGCUUUCAGAGAGGGAGGGGGGGAGUUGGAUGUGAGCGAGCUGGUGGUCUCCAGGAUCAACAGCGGACAGUACCCCCUCCAGGCCCAUCUCCCCCAGUCAGCCCACCAGUUUCCAACCCUCCUCGCUGCGAGUACAGCCGCUCGCUAAGUGAAGCACGCUUCAACGCUCUCCGCCUGGAGUACCAAGAGUACAGACGGGCUCGGGCCUCCAUCUGUUCCCGUGAUCCCUGCGCCACCCCCGACCGUGAUUCAGACUCUGACUCCAGCUCAGCUCUGCUCUAGCAGCUGAACUCGGUACACCUAAGACGAAACACAGAUAGCAUUUAUAUCAAACAGAAGGCAGCACUCAGGUUGACGACACUGGAAACGUUUGGAAGUUUUUAUUUCUCUGUUACAGAACUUUAGAGACGUUGCAUCCCAUCGUUACAUGUUUUCAGACGUGUUGUUUUUCUUGUAAUUAUUCUGUUCUUGUUCUUUGCAUAAUGGAGUAUCCAAGAAUUAUUUUACUACCUUUUCCUAAGAAAUGGCUGCCAGUGUGUUUUGGGAUUUUGUUGAACUUCGACAAUCAGAAAUGAAACGCUCAUGGCAGCAAUAAAAGUUUCCCAGUUGAAAACUGAGAAGAUCUGCUUUCUAAAAGCAGCAGUAGUUUUAUUCAUUUGAAGGAUGCUUCUGUUCAAGAGUGACUGUGAGAAUGUCUGCGUCUGCAUCGGUGCUUGAUUCCAAACAAAUGGUGCUCCACACGUUCUCCACGUACUUCUUAUUUACGUUGUUCUAUUGAAUCUGAUUUUUAAAAUUUCCAACAUUUGUACAAAUGGCAGUUUUAUUACCCUACAAGUUUAUUUCAAAGAGUUUAUUAGCUGUGAUUUAACUAUUUCCUGUUUGAUCCGUUAUUUCAGUAUUUGUUCAAAAUAUACAUUUGUUUAUAUAUAGUUUAUUGUAAAUGAAGCCUGCUGAUGUUUUAUAAAUUCCUCUUCGUGAUUUUGUCGAAUAAGAAAAAUCUCCACUUUACUUGACUCAGUCGAACUUUCACAGAUUAAAUGAAUUUUGCCUUAUUUUUUGAUCAUUUCCAAAGCAACAGAACAGAAACUAGUCAAACAAAAGUUUUAUACCAUACCUUUUUCACAUUGUUUGUAUUUCUGUAUAUUUAUUAAGAUGAGUGACGAUAUGCAACAAUGUUUACAUUUCACAUGACUGAUGUGAAGACAACACUGUGAAUAUUUCAUUGACUUCUGAUUCUGUAUUUGAUUUGUAAGUCUGUAAUGAAGUUGGUGCCCAUUAGCCUGCUGUGUGUUUUUAUACUGACGUAUGUCAGAAGCUGUUUUUCUACAUCACAUGACAAAAAGUAACAAAGAAUGUUUUUGUAGCUGUGCUUUGAAAAGAUUCAACCUUUUGUAUCGUUUUUACGUCUGUUUCCUGAACGAAGACCUUCGUGUUUCUCUCAUGAUGGUGUUGGAAGUUUUGUACAAAGUGGAAAAUUUUAAAACUUGCCACAAAGUUUAAUUUUUUACAUUUUUUUCUUUUGUUUUACUUUUGUCAUUUUUAUAUGUUUGUAAUAAAUAAACUUUUAUUAUGAAUGCAUCGAA
Messenger RNA from Austrofundulus limnaeus, 7879 nucleotides. It is a transcript of the gene igsf9b, whose product is annotated as immunoglobulin superfamily, member 9b. Gene Ontology annotation, biological process: cell-cell adhesion. Gene Ontology annotation, molecular function: protein binding. Lineage: Eukaryota; Metazoa; Chordata; Actinopteri; Cyprinodontiformes; Rivulidae. The coding region runs from base 546 to 6578 and encodes 2010 amino acids. The record is from RefSeq and is a predicted model, not a curated record. The transcript has 22 exons.